CGAUAAGUUACACUUGGGGUAAGCUUCAAUUGAGGUACCAUGACUUGAAUUAGUGAUACUCAUCUACUUAAGGUGAGUCCAUAUCGCUAAUUGAGGUAGCUUCAAGAUCUGUACUAGUCAUGACAGUUCAAAAAGAGUCACCUAAGCUCGAGGUAGCGAUCGCUGGUGGUGGCAUCGCCGGCCUCAUCACAGCAAUCGCACUCCUCAAGCACCCAAAUGUCAACGUACAAGUCUACGAGCGAGCACCCGAGUUUAAAGAAAUCGGCGCAAGUAUAGCUCUGGGCCCAAAUGGCCUCAGAACACUUGACCGCCUUGGUGUUGAAAAUGCUCUUGUUGAGGGCUUCGCUCAGCGUCAAAAGUCAGGGUACCCCAUGAUAUACCGACACUGGAAGACUGGAGAAGUCAUCGACUAUGAUGUACACACCUCAGUGAAGACAAAGAAGCAUGCGACAGCGAGGUUCCAUCGUGCGCACCUUCACCAGGCGCUGUUGGAGAAUUUACCGGAGGGUGUUGUUCAUUUGGGGAAGACGACUGUUGAUGUCAAGGCGGAUCCUGAUGAGGGAGCUACACUUUACUUUGAGGAUGGGACGACGGCGACAGCUGAUGUCGUCAUUGGGGCGGAUGGCCUUCGAUCGAAAGUCCGCAAGACGUUUGUACCUGAACAUGAACUGCACUGGACAGGCUGGGUCGCUUUCCGGGCUGUCUUCGAUGCCGACAGAUUGAAGGAUGUUGACUAUCCCGAGGAUGCAGCUCACUGGGCUGGUCAUGAGACGACCUUCUUCCAUUCACAUCUAGGCAAAGGUCUAUUCACCAUCGUCGGUGGCUACCACGCCGAUCCCAAAGACCCCAAAUCACCAGGCCAAGAAGCAAAGUGGGAUGAAGAUGGCAGUGUCGAAGAGUUCAAGAGGCUAUACCAAGUAAGUAACCCCUCCCGUCGGACUCUUCACCAUGCUGACACCCUCAAGCAUUGGAACCCAACAGUCCGAGCCUUCAUAGACGCAACGCCCUAUGUCAAACUCUUCCCCAACUACGCCGGCGCAGCUCUUGAUACGUGGUCCUUCUCCAAUCGUGUAACGCUCGUAGGCGAUGCGGCUCAUACCCACGGAGGAUCCUUCGCAGCAGGGGGCUCACUCGCCAUCGAUGAUGCAUAUGCCUUGUACCGCUCGCUCGAUCAUAUUUGGCCUCCUUCAUCAGCGCAAACGGGAAAGCCUACGAAAGUUCAACUUGCACAAGUCUUUGAGCUCUAUGAAGCAACUCGCAAACCGCACCUAGAUAAGCUCUUGGGUAUUGUACAUAAGAACAUUUCGGGACAGAAGUCGAAUAUCGAGCGGGCGACGACGGAGACGGAUGAGCAGUUAAGACGGAGGGUGAAGGAGAGGAUGAACCCUUUGUGGAUUAGUGAGCAUGAUGUUGUUGCUGCGUUUGAACGGGCCAUUGAGAGGAUAGAAGGCGGUGAGAAGACGGUGGAGGAACCUCGCGCAAGGCUGUGAGCACUGGGCCCAGAUAGAUCUGGUUCAAUUCUAUUAGUAUAAAUAUUAUCUCC
Fusarium redolens is the source of this 1543-nucleotide messenger RNA. RefSeq lists its product as uncharacterized. The record is from RefSeq and is a predicted model, not a curated record. Gene Ontology annotation, molecular function: monooxygenase activity; FAD binding. Bases 120 to 1490 code for a protein of 456 amino acids. NCBI's taxonomy places the organism in Eukaryota, Fungi, Ascomycota, Sordariomycetes, Hypocreales, Nectriaceae. The transcript has 4 exons.